UCUCCGCCGCAUCCGAGCCCCGAAGUUGCUGGAAGAGAGGAGGGAUCUAGCAGAGGAAGGAUGGGGUGGAAGGCUACGGAGAAGCUCAUCAGGCACUGGAAGAUCCUCUGCGGUGACAAUGUGAAUCUCUUUCCCCCAGCUUUCCUCCUCGUCCCCUAUAUGUUCUCGCAAAAUCUCCAAUUUCUCUCUGUUUGCUUCCAGGUGAUGAUCAUAAGAGGCAAGGAUAAGGGGAAGAGCGGGCUCAUCAAGCGGGUCAUCCGGUCGCAAAACCGUGUCAUUGUCGAGGGAAAGAAUCUGGUUAAGAAGCAUAUUAAGCAAGGGGAAGGAUAUACAGGUGGGAUUUUCUCAAUUGAAGCCCCACUUCAUGUUUCAAAUGUUCAAGUACUUGAUCCUGGGAAACCAGGUAAGAUUGGAUACAAGUAUUUGGAAGAUGGAACUAAAGUCAGGUUUGCUAGAGGAAUGAAUGCAUCUGGUGUUAUGAUACCUAGGCCAGAAAUUUUGAAGGAACGAAGAAAGCCAACACCUACAUCACCUGGCCCGAAGGAUACACCAAUUGACCUUGUGCUGGAGAAAACCUAUGAUGCCAAGGCUGAAAUUGGAAUGCCUGAUCUAUAAAGUUAGCAACGGGUUUUCUUCGGAGGAAGAGUUCAGUGUAUGUGUUUAUUUGACCACUUUUGCUAGUUAAGGUAGCAGUAAGUCUCUAUUACCAACUCUGCAUCUGUACCAGUCAACUUUCGAAAUAAUCCUGUAACGGUAAUUAUAGCCUCUUGUUUUGGUGAGAACUUUUAU
This is a messenger RNA of Oryza brachyantha (malo sina), 789 nucleotides long. RefSeq names its product 50S ribosomal protein L24-like. Gene Ontology annotation, molecular function: structural constituent of ribosome; RNA binding. Gene Ontology annotation, biological process: translation. The record is from RefSeq and is a predicted model, not a curated record. The coding region runs from base 61 to 615 and encodes 184 amino acids. NCBI's taxonomy places the organism in Eukaryota, Viridiplantae, Streptophyta, Magnoliopsida, Poales, Poaceae. Gene Ontology annotation, cellular component: mitochondrion; ribosome. The transcript has 4 exons.